Molecule: messenger RNA, 3854 nt
Organism: Pyrus x bretschneideri (Chinese white pear)
Lineage: Eukaryota; Viridiplantae; Streptophyta; Magnoliopsida; Rosales; Rosaceae
Product: meiosis-specific protein ASY1
Exons: 22
Coding region: 1632-3509 (625 amino acids)
Source: RefSeq, a predicted model, not a curated record
UAUAACAUGAACAUCUCGUGACCUUGCUCGAACUUUGCUCGGAUAAUCCACCGGAUACCUGAGUUCUGAUGGCGAGUGUUAGAAUAUAGACUUCCUGGCUUUCGACAUUAUGCUCAAUGAGAAGUGCAACAUCAGACAGAGGCUCAGCCGUUGUUAAGACUUAAGAGUCGCCGUUUGUCUCUUGGUUCUGUGAAGAACAAUUCUAAAGCAUUUGGGUUGAAAUCUUCGGUCUCUGUAUCUGCAAUGGCAGUUUGCAAAGUGAAACUGGUGGGACCAAAUGGUGAGGAGAAUGAGUUUGAAGUUCCAGAUGAGGUUCACAUCCUUGAGUCAGCUGAAAGCGCAGGGCUGAAGUUGCCUUACUAUGCAGGUCCGGUGCCUGCUCUACUUGUACUGGGCUGUUGGUUUCAGGGUUGGUGGAUCAAUCGGAGGCGGUGAUCUUGGAUGAGACGCAGAUGGAGCAAGGAUAUGUGGUCACCUGUGUCUCAUACCUGACCUCCGAUUGUGCGAUUCACACACACAAAGAAAGUGAUCUCUAUUUGCCAAAAAACCACAAUGAGUGAAGGAAGAACUUCCAUUUGCUACACUCGCCCGGUCAAACAUCUUUUCUGCUUUAUUUGAAAGAGGUUGUAGCAAAAGAAGAAAAAACUCUAGUAAUUAAUUAGUAAUUACCAUAUAAGUUUAUUUGACACUAAGAAGUUGGGUUUUCUUUUGAAUAUGGUAGAAUUGUGUACCAUUUUUCACUUGAAAUGAUAUAAGAAAGAAAUUAAACCUGUCCGUUUGGGGUUGAUUUGGUACAGCUUCUGCUUUAUCAAAAAGUUUUUUAUUACUACGCUAUUUGGUAAAACUGUGGUGUGGAAAAAUUGUUGUGUGAGAAAAUUAAUUUAAAGAUAAACUUCAAAAGUAGCUACGGUGCUACUUUCAUUUUGGUUCACACAUGUUCUUAAUUUCACACAUACAAUUCAAAAGUAGUUGAGAAACAAAAAGAAAACGAAGGCAUUCUCGAGCAACUUCGAAAGUGAUUUAUAUGAGAGUAAUCUAGGCAAACAAACUUCUAUUAUACGUUCAGAGUCGGUCCUUUUAAAAGUUAUACGUGAAUAAAAAUUGAGACAUCUGUUUACCAAAAAUAAAAAAUAAAAAAAUAAAAAAAAUUGAGACCUCUUUGACUUGGUAGGGGAAUUGAGGCCUUUGUUAAGUGGGAACUGAUGCGUAAUUAAGUGCCAGCUAAUCAGGUGUUACCGUUGGAAUUGGCGCGCUCGUUAUCAAAUCGCAACUAAUUAAUCAUUAACGACUAGUGAUUAGGGACUAAUACAGGCACGGCCUCCGUGAAACCGAGGCCGUAACAAACUCCGAUUUCCGUUUUGGGACACGUGUACGGAAACCGAUUCUCUAUCCCAGCUCGACGCGUUUUGCAUGAUCUGCAAUUCGUGAACCGUCGCAAGUAACUUACAAAUUUCACCGCCUCCCGCCACUUUCCUCGUUUGUAAUAAUUCAAAUUUUCGUCCAGCUAGCAAGUUUCUUCAUAAGCAAACUCAAAGCUCUCAUUCGUUCAUUCACUCUCUCUCUACUCUCUCUCUCUCUCUCUCUCUCUCUAACUUCCGAUUUUCAUUUUUCUCUCCGAGAAAAGUGCAACAAUGGUCGUCGCACAGAAAGUGAAGGAAGCAGAAAUCACCGAGCAGGACUCGCUUCUUCUGACGAGGAACUUGCUUCGUAUUGCUAUAUUCAAUAUCAGUUACAUCAGAGGCCUGUUUCCGGAGAAGUACUUCAAUGAUAAGUCUGUUCCUGCUUUAGAGAUGAAGAUCAAAAAGCUAAUGCCAAUGGAUGCGGAAUCUCGCAGGCUUAUUGAUUGGAUGGAGAAAGGUGUAUACGAUGCAUUGCAGAAGAAGUACCUGAAGACGCUAUUGUUCUGUGUGUGCGAGACAGUUGAAGGACCAAUGAUUGAGGAAUACACUUUUUCUUUCAGUUACUCAAAUUCUGAAAGCCAGGAGGUUUCGAUGAAUAUAAGUCGCUCUGGAAACAAGAAAAAAGAGGGUGGAACAUUCAAGUGCAACUCAACAGCAGAAAUAACUCCCAACCAGAUGAGGAGCUCUGCUUGUAAAAUGGUCCGCACAUUGGUUCAAUUGAUGAGAACUCUUGAUAAAAUUCCUGAAGAGCGGACCAUAUUGAUGAAGCUCCUAUACUACGAUGAUGUGACGCCAGCGGAGUAUGAGCCUCCAUUCUUCAGGGGCUGCUCUGAGGAAGAAGCUCGUAAUGCAUGGACCAAGAAUCCUUUGAGAAUGGAGGUUGGGAAUGUAAACAGCAAGCAUCUUGUAUUAGCGCUGAAGGUAAAAAGCAUCCUUGAUCCUUGUGAGGACGAAAAUGAUGAUAUUCAAGAUGAUGAAGUGAGCUUAGGAGCUGAUUCUAUGCAAAGGGAUGAUUAUUCGGGAUCUGAUUCUGACAGUGAGGUUAACCAAUCACAAGACGAUCAUUAUAUAGUUGCUCCAGUAGAUAAGCAACAACCACAGAAAGAUAACAGCGCACCGCAGGAAGAUGACAGAAUGGUUGAUGAAGAUAACACUCAGGAUUCAGUGCAAGAUGAACAUCAAUUGGCUCGGAUAAAGGACUGGAUCAGUGGCCUCCACCUUGACACUGUUGAACUUACUGAUGUUCUCUCAAAUUUCCCGGACAUCUCAGUGGUUCUGACUGAAGAAAUUAUGGACAAGCUUGUCAUAGAAGGUGUUCUAUCAAAACCUGCAGGGGACACUUACACCAUCAACAGGCCGAAGAAGUCAGAUUAUGAGUUCACUAUGGUGAAAGAAGAAAUGGAUGCUCAAGUACCAGUUGCUGACAAAACUUUAAAGGUUAAUGAUCUCAUGUACAUAAAGGCGCUGUAUCAUGCCCUCCCAAUGCAGUAUGUGACAGUUACAAAGCUUCAGAACAAGCUUGGUGGAGAAGUGAAUCAGACUACUGUGCGUAAGUUCAUCGAUAAAAUGGCACGAGAGGGUUUUCUUGAAGCCAAAGGCAACCGAAGGCUAGGAAAGCGUGUGAUCCAUUCUAAGAUCACCGAGAAAAAGCUGAAUGAAGUGAAGAAAGCUCUGAACAAUGAUGCAAUGGAUGUCGACAACACUGAACCAAAUAACAAGUCCAGUCAUCUAGAUCUCCGUACAAUGGGAAGCAGCAUCAGGGACACAUCCACAUGCGGUGCCCUCCACUCCAUUGGAUCAGAUCUCACACGCAUGAAACUAAGAUCGAACGGGCCUCAAUACAGUCCAAUGAGGAGUGAGCAGACUGCUUCAAAGACAAGGGAGCAUCCAAACACUCCCACAAGCAGGGCUGAGCCGGUGACUUCAAGGGAGAGCUUCGUGCCGGGAAAUGAUAACGGCAGGGUAAAUGGCAACACUGAUUACUGUGAUGAUGGGGACAGAGUGAUCUGCAGCGGGAGGUGUAGCCAAGACAAGCGGUCGAGGAAAACAAGCACGGUGAAGGAGCCAAUUCUUCAGUACUUGAAGCGCCAGAAGUCUCAAGCCGUCUGAAAAUUUCCAGCAUUUGCUGUCUGUCCGCCGGACUUGAUUUUCUGAUACUCGCGGAAAGUUAAGGUGUAAAUUUUUACGGUGAUUAGGAGUAUGAUGUGGUAAACUGGGGAUUGGUUUUGCCCAUCCACACUUGCAUUUUCCUAAACCAAGGUCUUUAAGGAUAUGACGAUGAUUGAGUGGAAUCGGAUGGCGUCAUGGUAAUUAGUAUAGAACAAUACUUGCAUACUCAAAGAAGGAUCAGGAGUUCCUACUCAAAAUUAUUCGUUGUCAAUUGAUAAAACUUCGUUUUUAUAAUCAAAACCAUUCAUAUUAUAAAUCACUCUAUAAAGAUCCUCUAUGUAAAAA